UGAUCGUCCUCCGACAUACAGGAGGAAAACCCUACGCCGUGCCCAUGCGAUUGACCUUUCGCAUUACGAUCAACGCGGUUCCGCGGGCUUCACCGAUGAUGGCAAGGACUCUCCGCAUGAUCUCCUGGGGUGAAUCUGCAGAAGGAGAGUCAUCAACAGAUGAUGCGGAAAGCAGUGACGAGAAUGAUCCGGAGAUCUUGAAAUUGUGGGUUCGGUGUCUGAUGGGAAUUUGCAAUGCGCCUGCCACGUUUCAGCGAGCGAUGAACAUGACAUUCCAGAACUUCGUCAACAAGACACGGCUGGCGCAGGGGAUGAUUAACUUCUGCGUGAUCGUGUACAUGGACGACAUCCUGGUCUAUUCGGAAACCUACCACGGGCACCCGCAACAUAUCGAAUGGACAUUGGGUGCGUUGAGAGACGCUGGAUUCAAGAUUGCGCUCGAAAAGAACGAAUUUUUCCUUUCGGAAAUUUCGUUCUUGGGCUACGUCGUGACACGUGGAGGAUUGCGGCCGGAUUCGAGAAAAGUUGCGGCGGUGAAAGAAUCCCCGGUUCCCACGUCACUGACGCAGGUUCGAGCCUUCUUGGGGUUGGCGUCGUACUAUCGGCGCUUCAUCAAGGGUUUUGCUGCGAUUGCGCGGCCACUAACGAAUCUGUUAAGGAAGGACCAACCUCUCAGUUGGGACGCGGAGUGUCAACAGGCUUUUGCAACCCUCAAGGACGCUCUGGCGACGGCCCCUAUUUUGAUUUGGCCGGACCCCUCGAAACAGUUCAUUCUCAUCACGGACUGGCAACCAGAAGCUAUCUCCGCUAUUUUAGCGCAGAAGGGGAACAAUGGUCGUGAACACGUCAUCGAGUAUGCGUCACGCAUGGUACCAGACGAACGAAGGAAUGACUCAGCACCUCAAGGCGAAUGCUAUGCAGUGGUCUGGGGAAUCCAGCACUUCCAUCCGUAUCUCUACGGACAGAAGUUUCGCCUUGUGACGGAUAAUGAGCCUCUGCUAGCUCUGAAGAAACUCACCAACUACACGGGCAUGAUUGGUCGCUGGGCAGUGCGACUACAAGAAUACGACUUCGAUAUCGUCCAUCGGAAGACAGAGCGACACGACAACGCGGACGGGCUGACACGUCUGCAUCAACCUGCCAAGCCCUUCGCUGUCCCCGAUAUGCAUCCUCCCCAUUGGGUCCUGUGGCGCGACGACUUCAUCGAGCUUUCACUGUGUCUGGUGGAAGUACGGCUGACGUGGAUCGAGGACGAAGCGCACCCGCCUUGCAUAGAGCGCCUGGAGUUGCUGUUCAUCCAGGCCUGGCGAACCAACGUGGAGGGAGAGCUUCUCGCUUUUCUAUUCGGUACGGUGCGGCCCGACCAUCAGGAUCUCAUCACGAAAGGGCUUACGAUCCCGGUAGCACAGCCGGCGAACGAUCUUCCUCUCGACAUCAUCUCGCAAGACGACGAGCAUCCAGUUCCCCACGUACUUUCUCGCACGUUGACACCUUAUCUUCAGUGGUCGGCUUGCGUAGAAGGAGCCGUAGAGCGCAUCCCGCCGUCGCAGCAACAAUACCUGGAUCCCCGGACGGCUCGCGAUUCUGCCUUCUUCAGGCAUCCUACGACUGAGCAGCUUGCGGUCAUUCGAGAGGAGGAGGAGGAGGAGAGUACUGGGAGUGACGAAGACGAAGAGCUCGAGGAAGAAGACGAACCCCCGAAGAAGGAAGCUAUAGCGAGCAUAGCGAGGGGGAACAGAGCGAAGAAGAAGAAGAAAGCGAGGAAGGAGAAGAGGAGCACGACGAAGAGCCUGCUGGAUCGGAGUGGGAAGUCGUGCCAGAAGAAGCGUUGUGUACGGGUACGGAAGCUGAGGAUCUUGAGGCGGCCAGCAAAAGAGAAGAGAUCACGGCCGGGAAGAAGGAGUUAGAGCUCGCAAACGCGGCGAGUCUGCAGAUUCACGACGAUCCGAACCGAGAUCCGGAGCCGCCCCGGCC
Messenger RNA from Chara braunii, 1974 nucleotides. NCBI's taxonomy places the organism in Eukaryota, Viridiplantae, Streptophyta, Charophyceae, Charales, Characeae. The record is from the annotation of a GenBank genome assembly.